GAGGCCACUCCCAAAGGGUGGCCUCCCCUUGAGGUUAAAAGCAGAAGGAAUGACAAAGGUGUGACUGUGCCGAGAAGAGUGAUAGACAGGCGUUCAGACCUGAGCUAUAGUGAGGAUUUUACCUGUAAAACCCCAGGAACAGAGCCGUCUCCAGAGGUGAGAGUCCAAAAUGAGCUCCUACUCAACUUCCAAAACCAAGGCGCUCGAGGACAGCAAGAAGAAAACCUCUCUGCUGAAGGACAACAGCUGGAUCCGAAGAAAUGAUGACGAAGACGAGCCCGUCGACCAAGACCCAAACUUCGGUAAAAGUGUCUUGAGUCGAGUGAAUAACACUGAUACCACUGACAGUACCCCAGAACCCAAGUCAACAAGAACAACUAAAACAAACUCAUCCUCAUCUGUCCAAUCUCUCACCAAGAGGUUCAGUGGAAGCAAAGAUGACCUGAAAACCAUGACACCGUCUUACUACUCAAAAAGAACUUCCGGUGCAAAGACAGAAACGUCCAGCACCACUAAAACCACAACGGUGACUAAGGAUGGGACAACUGAGACCACCGUCACCACCACCCAAAGUGUCAAGUCUCCUGUGACCAAAACACCCACUAAAACUGAGACGUUCAUGGAGCGCGUCAAAUCCUCAAGCAAAGAUUCACAGUUCUCAAGCUACUCGCCUACCAAGACAACAAAACCGACUAUUACCACCACUAAAGAGGCGGAAGACCAACUUGACAACUCACUGACCCAAUCACCUUUGAAGGAUGACUUCCCAACUAUAGACAGCAAAACACCUGUGACCACAACUAAGACUGUGACGGUGAAAAGCAGCAGCGAUCUAAUGGCUGAAGACAAGUUGUACGAUUCCCUCCUGCCUGANCCGAUCAAAUCUCCUGACAGCAGCACAGCCAGCACAAAGACAAAGACCGUGGACAGCAGCAGUAAGACUGUGACGGUGAAAAGCAGCAGYGAUCUGAUCAAAACACCUGUGACCACAACUAAGACUGUGACGGUGAAAAGUAGCAGUGAUGCAAUGGCUGAAGACAAGUUGUACGAYUCCCUCCUGCCUGAUCCGAUCAAAUCUCCUGACAGCAGCACAGCCAGCACAAAGACAAAGACCGUGGACAGCAGCAGUAAGACUGUGACGGUGAAAAGCAGCAGCGAUCCGAUUGCUGAGGACAAACUCUAUGACACUCUGAUUCCGAGUGCUAUCAAGGAUGGAGACAGCAAAAAAACAACUGUGUCCAGCAGUGAGACUGUGACGGUGAAGAGCUCCAACACUGUAGAUGACACCAAACCAGCAACAACAACAACAACAACAACAACAACAGUCACUGUAAAGUCCUCUUCAAUGCCCACCGAUGACCUCUAUGACACCCUCCUGCCGAAAGCCAUCACAUCUCCUGUCAGUUCAAGCAAAACGGUGAAGGACAUUGUCACAGUCAACUCCAAAAAAGAAGACGAAACCCCAUCAACACUGUCAUCCACACGCAGCAUCAGCUACAGCUCAAACAUUGACGAUACUCCCUACACUCCCACCAGCUCAUACAGCAGCGACUAUAAAACCUACUCCUACUCCAGACCAGACUCCAGCUAUGAGUACAGCAGCCUCAACAGCCCCUCGCUCUACAGCUCCACAUCAUACAAGAGCAGCAGCUCUCGCAGCUUGUCAGAUGACAUCCUGUCAGAUCCAAUCUACUCCAAGUCUUCCACAAAGAGUGUUUAUCAGACCCCUGACAGGCCUGUGCUGGAGAAGGACCUGUGCACCACCUGCCGAAAGCCCUUCACUGGAGACGCCAAGAUGGUCCUGGACGACAUGAAGAUAAACUGCCACGCCACCUGCUUCAAAUGUGAUGUCUGCAACGGCUCUCUGGGCUACAUGAAAGCCGGGGACAGCAUGUGGAUCUACAAGCGCAAGGUGCACUGCGAAAACUGCUUCGAGACCACCAGAGAAAAAUGGCGCCGCUGAACCUCCUCAGAGAUUGUUGCAUUCUGAUGGUGUGGGUGAUGAGGGUCGUACUAAGACGUUUUAAGUGGGUGCUUUAAAAUUAAAAAAAAAAAAUCACAGUUACAUAAUGUAAAUUCCAUUUUCAUGUGACUAUACAGGCCACACAAGGCAUGAAAUCUACUAAUAUAUCUGUCUCUACCUCUACACUGUAUAUCUCUUUCUAUACUCUCUUUAAUGUGUCACUUCUUGGGGGACUCUUGUGAGUAAUAUGACAGGAUAUUCUACGAUAUUGAGGGCCGGGGGCUUUUUCUUUGUGCAAUAAGGGCAAAUAAAAAAGACUUCUUUAUUAAAAUUUUUCUUGAAAGUCCCUGUUCUUUGGGUUUAUGUUUACUCCUAAAUUAUUACGUGAUAAUACAGAACAACAACAAAAAAGAUGAUAAAGAAAGGCUUGUACUUAAAUAAAAUUUUAAAUUACUGAAGACUGUGUUUUGUUUUGUUUUAAACCGGAUGCUAAAAUCUCAAGUAAAAGGUCAGGCUGUCUAUUGUUAGAGGGGAAUUGAAGAAUAUCUGUUUGCAAUUCUCUAUUCAAGUGUGUCCUUGCCUUUGUGAAACCUGCAACUGAACAAAUAACGUUAAUGCAACAAUGUAUGUUAAAUGUAUUUUUCAAAUUAUUAAAGCACUCUGCAAUGUUGUUUUCGUAUUUUUUAAUUGCAAUUGAAUAUAUUACGUAGUGGAACAGCAAGCAGCUUUUGAUCAGCACUGUGUGUACUGCUAAUUGAAAGACAGCCCUAAAGAGCAAUAAAGUCACAAUACUUGGCAUGUCUGUAAAAUACCUGGAGUGCAUUGUUUUUCAAUAACUUUGUCAAUAAACAGAAUUCAAAAUGAA
Molecule: messenger RNA, 2828 nt
Organism: Poecilia reticulata (guppy)
Lineage: Eukaryota; Metazoa; Chordata; Actinopteri; Cyprinodontiformes; Poeciliidae
Gene: scel
Product: sciellin
Biological process (GO): epidermis development
Cellular component (GO): cytoplasm
Source: RefSeq, a predicted model, not a curated record